AAGAUGGCGUCGAGAUUGAACCUGCCUGCGGGCUACAUCGAAUGGAGACUUAUUAUCGCCGGGACCUGCCUCUUCGCGGCCGGAGCUUUUGCUGGAGGGCUGUUCAGCAAACCCAAAGAGAGCUACAUACAUCGAUCGCCACGAUCAACCCUGUUACCUAAGCUUUCGGAAGAGGAGAAGGGGCGUCUACCAUAUCCGCCGGACGUCUUACCUGGAGCCAGAGAUGUCGAUACCCCUUACGGGUCGAUACGAGUGUUCGAGUUUGGCCCUGAGGAUGGACGCAAGGUUCUUCUUGUGCAUGGCAUUAGCACGCCAGCUAUCGCCUUGGGCGCCGUCGCAAACUCCCUAGUGGACAAUGGCUGCCGCGUCAUGCUCUUCGACCUUUUUGGACGAGGAUACUCAGACACUGCGAGCGACCUCCGACAUGAUAUCAGGCUAUUCACCACUCAGAUCUUGCUGGUGCUGGCAUCGUCACCACUGUCAUGGACCGGCACAAAGUCCGGCAAAUUCUCCCUCAUUGGCUACUCCCUGGGUGGUGGGAUCGCCACUACCUUCACGUCUUACUUCCCGGGUCUGGUGGACAGUCUCAUCCUCUUCGCUCCCGCCGGACUCGUGAGACCCUACCACAUCAGCCGGCAAAGCCGCAUUAUAUAUUCGGAGGGCAUCAUCCCCGACCCUAUCAUACAACGUCUUGUGAAAGAACGCCUCCGAUCACCGAUGGCUGCACCGCCAAAGAACCCAGAGAAGACGAGGAAGGUCGAUGCCACCGAAGCCGUGCAAGCCGAGGUCAAUCUCGAAUCCAACUCUCGAGCUGUGCUAUCCAAGUCACGGCCACAUGUCACGGUCGAAAAAGCAGUGUCACAUCAGCUUGACCACUAUCCUGGUUUUGUCCCGGCGUUCAUCUCAAGCAUUAGGUAUGGUCCAAUCCGUGACGAGCAUGACCGGUGGAGAAUCGUGGGCGAACGGUUGAGGGAGCAAAACAAAGAGAACGGUACGCGAAAGAAGGUUUUCAUCGUCCUGGGAGCCACCGAUCCCAUCAUUAUCAAACAAGAACUUGAGGAAGAUGCUACCGAGUUGCUUUCUGAGAACGUCGAAUUUGCAGUGCUUGACGCAGCCCACGACGUGCCGAUUACCAAGGGCAAUGAAGUGGUUGAAGCCAUCCUCGAUUUCUGGAAGCGAACUGAUUGAGCGGCACGGGGAUAGACGUCGGGAAGACUCAACGCAUAGGGGAGAACUCUGCAUAAACGAAUAGAAUAGCAAAACGUAAUAUUUUUCCAUCGACAGAAGACUCAGCGAGAUACAUUAGAAUGCUUGAUAGAAUAUUGUUAGACAACAUCGAUAACUAGAACUGUUUGAUACUC
Exophiala xenobiotica is the source of this 1361-nucleotide messenger RNA. RefSeq lists its product as uncharacterized. The transcript has a single exon. The record is from RefSeq and is a predicted model, not a curated record. Lineage: Eukaryota; Fungi; Ascomycota; Eurotiomycetes; Chaetothyriales; Herpotrichiellaceae. The coding region runs from base 4 to 1188 and encodes 394 amino acids.